AUGUGGCAGGGAGCCCUGGGCAGUGGGGCCCCUUGCCCCUUCCUAUCAGCCUGCAUGCAGGUGACUUCAAGAGAGAAACGCAGUGUGGGUUUGCACCAAGCUCCCUGCUGCCUGCUCCACGCCCCUGGGGCUCCCCUCCACUCCCUCCAAGUCUUCAGUCCCCCCUCUUCCCCUCCCCACCCCGUCUCUGCCUCCUCUCUCUGUCUCCCUCUCCUUCCUCUCUUCCUCCCUUACCUUGUCCUAACCAGGAAUGCCAGCAGCUGCCCCUGCUCAGCAUGGCCCUACAUUCCUCCUGAGCCAGAAAAGUGGGCACAGAACGGGUGCCCAGGCUGGGCCUCCGAGGGGCCCCACUUCAAAGGCACAGGAAAGAGGUCUGUUUCCCCGUCCACUGACAGGUCGGCUGAUGUCUCGCCAGGCAGAGCCUCUGCCUGGGGAAACAGCCCUGUUGGCCACGCCGGGCACCUGGCUGUUUGA
Rangifer tarandus platyrhynchus (Svalbard reindeer) is the source of this 474-nucleotide messenger RNA. NCBI's taxonomy places the organism in Eukaryota, Metazoa, Chordata, Mammalia, Artiodactyla, Cervidae. The record is from the annotation of a GenBank genome assembly.